AUGGUAUCAAUUGUAAUCGCCGCUCUCUUUGUAAUCGUUAUUACUCUGAUAUAUAUCUAUUUAAAACGUGCUUACUCUCCUUCACCAGAUGAUCUACCAGGAGUGAAACCACAUAUUGUUUUUGGUAAUCUCCUUAAUUCUGGUAUAUUGACGGGAAAAUUAUCAUUUCAUCAAGUCUUUCUCGAUUAUCAACGUCGUUUCGGUGACAAAUUCCAAUUUUGGUUUGGUUCACAUCGAUGUUUCGUUUUCUGUGGAGUAGAACAUGCACAAAUCAUAUUUGCCGAUCGUCAUACUUUCGAACAAGCGCCAUUAUCUUUUCCAAACUUUGACCUUCUUUGUCCGAAUGCCAUUGUAAUGUUGACUGGUGCUAAAUGGAAACGACAUAUACGAGUUUUAUUACCGAUGUUGAAACGAGCAAAGAUUAUUGGUCAUUUAGAGACGAUUGUUCAAUGUGCUGAUCAUUUCAUUGAUCAAAAUCUUCAUCCUGGUCAAGUUCAUCGAGAUUUAGUCUCAUCCUGUCAAUCAUUUACCAUGAAUGUUAUCGGAUUCAUUGGAUUCGAUCACGAUUUCGAUGCCCAUAUUAAUUCACCAAUAAAAAAAGCUUUUCGUGAUUUUAUAUUCUAUAGCGUGUCUAUACUCCUCUCACCGUGGCUGCCUCGAUGGUUAGGGAAAAUCUAUUUGAAAUAUAAUUGGAAAUAUCAACAUGCCUAUCGAUUGAUUCAUGAAUUGUCAGAAAAGCUAGUUGAAGAAGAACAAAACAAAGAAAGUGAAAUGGAAAAUAAACGACCGAAGAAUCUCAUUGCGUCGUUGGUUUCAUCAUUGAAUGAACAAGCUAAUGACGAUCAAGUUUCAUCUGGUCUAACACAUGCAGAGAUCUUUGAUGAAGUUUUGAUAAUGAUCCUAGCUGGAUAUGAAACGACAUCAACUGCUCUAUCAUGGUUCAUAUUUUUUGCAAGUAAAAAUCCUCAAGUGCAACAAAAAAUGAAAGAAGAAUUGCGCAAACAUCAUCUUCUGAUGACAGAUGAUCUCAAAUAUGUACCAGAGCUAACGUCAGAGAAUUUAACUUCACUAACCUAUUGUGAAUGUGUGACAAAAGAGGUCUUACGUUUGGCUCCUGUCGCUGGAUUUUCAGUCCGUAUAGCUACUUGUGACACCAUCGUUGACGCUGUAAAGAUUCAUCGUGGUCAGACUGUUUUUAUUGCUUUGAAUAACAUCAAUACUGAUGCUCGCUAUUGGCAUCAUGCUGAUCCUCGACAAUUUGUACCAGAAAGAUUUUUAGGCGAAGAUGAAAAUCAUCAUUCAUUAGCUAUGAUUCCAUUCGGUGGUGGACAUCGAGCAUGUAUUGGACAAGAAUUAGCUUGGCUCGAGUUGAAAACGAUCAUCGUUCGAAUGAUGCAACGUGGUAUCACAUUCGAAGACACGUCAGAAAAUACUGGGGGUUACGAAGACCACCUCAGCUGUCUUCCAAAAAAACUAGCAGUGCGUGUACGCUUCGAUUGA
Messenger RNA from Rotaria sordida, 1500 nucleotides. The record is from the annotation of a GenBank genome assembly. NCBI's taxonomy places the organism in Eukaryota, Metazoa, Rotifera, Eurotatoria, Philodinida, Philodinidae.